This is a messenger RNA of Nerophis lumbriciformis (worm pipefish), 1068 nucleotides long. NCBI's taxonomy places the organism in Eukaryota, Metazoa, Chordata, Actinopteri, Syngnathiformes, Syngnathidae. The record is from RefSeq and is a predicted model, not a curated record.
AUGAAGGAGUUCCUGUUCCUCCUCCUGGCCACAUCCGCCACAUCCUCCCGGUCGCCUGGCAGUUGGUGUGAGCAUGGUUGCAACUGUCGCGGUGAUCUGAGGUUCACCAUCUGUUCACGAGCCUCCUUUACUCAGCUGCCCGGGAGAGUCCCGUCUUACACUGAGCUGCUGGACCUGUCCCACAACCGCAUUGCCAUCCUCCCGGAGCACUCUUUGAACAAGAACCGCAAGCUGCGUGUGCUCCUCUUGCAGAACAACAACAUCAGUGUGGUACAGGAUGGCGCCUUUUCACAGCUGGAGUUCCUGCAAAAGCUGGACCUGAGCUGGAACAGGAUUCCCAACCUGGCCAAGGGUUUCUCAAUAGGUUUGGCCUUCCUGAGGGAACUGCACUUGGCCCACAACUCACUAAGUAGCCUAGACAGCAGCAGCUUCACACACCUGGACGGCCUGAAGCGGUUGAACCUGAGCGGCAACGGCAUCCACACAAUCCAGGUUAGAUCAUUCGCCACCAUGAGCAGCUUGCGGCAUCUGCACCUGGAGGGCAAUCAGCUGACAUCGUUGAGGAGUGGGAUCUUCUCCAUGUUGCGGUCGGUGGAGCACCUCAAUUUGGCCGGCAACCUCAUUAAUGACACACAGGUGGGCGUCUUUAAACCGCUCACAAGCAUGACCCUUCUCAACCUAGCUCGCAACCAGAUGACUAGCGUGUACUUUAAGACCUUCCUGAGCAUCCACACUUACAGCACCCACAUUCUGCUGGAGGGAAACCCCUGGAAUUGCGACUGUGAUCUGCAGAGAGUUUUCCGCAAGCUACGUAGCGUCCAGCGACUCUUCCUGGACGACUACUACAACCUGACAUGCAGGCAACCCGCGGUGCUGCGCGACUACCGGCUCAUCCAGGUGGACACAGAAUUGUGUAUCGCCGAGACCGUCACCGUGCUCAUCAUCACUGUGACCGUCGUCAUAACGGUCCUGGCUGCCAUGCUCAUGGGGGAGAGGAAGAGGAAGAGGAAGAAGAGGAGAAAGCACUGGACGCAGCAGGGAGAGCUCUCAGAUGAUUCAGACUAUUGA